AUGCGUUUUGGAUGGAGAUUUUCUGCUCUUCAUAUUGCAGUAAAAUAUGACAGUGUUGAAUCAGCUGAAGUUCUAUUAUGGCAUGGUGUUGAAGUUAAUGCGAAAGAUAUUAAUAGAAUACCUCCUCUUCACCUUGCAAAAAGUUCAAAGAUGGUAAAACUUCUUCGUUCAUAUGGUGUAAAUGUAAAUGCGAAAGACAAAUACGGAAGAAAUGCUCUUCAUUUUGCAGUCUAUAAUUGUGUUGCCCAAGAAAUAGCUGAAAUACUUAUUUCAUCUGGAAUUAAUGUCAACUCAAAAACUAAGGAAGGGAAAACACCUCUUCAUUAUGCUGUGGUUCGCCAUCCAGAUAUUUCAAGACUUCUUAUAUCGCUUGGCGCAGAUGUUAAUGCAAAAGAUAGGCAUGGGCUAACUCCUCUCCAGGAUGCAAUAAAGAAUAAUAAAAUUGCCGUAGCGCAGCUUCUUGCUUCUUAUCCUAUGGAGCAAGUGGGUUGUAUUUCUGCUUGUAGCAUCAAUUGA
This is a messenger RNA of Trichomonas vaginalis G3, 516 nucleotides long. Its product is annotated as protein ubiquitination. Gene Ontology annotation, cellular component: cytoplasm; nucleus. The record is from RefSeq and is a predicted model, not a curated record. Lineage: Eukaryota; Parabasalia; Trichomonadida; Trichomonadidae. Gene Ontology annotation, molecular function: protein binding. The coding region runs from base 1 to 516 and encodes 171 amino acids. The transcript has a single exon.